Dermatophagoides farinae (American house dust mite) is the source of this 897-nucleotide messenger RNA. RefSeq names its product adenylate kinase isoenzyme 1. Gene Ontology annotation, molecular function: nucleobase-containing compound kinase activity; ATP binding. The record is from RefSeq and is a predicted model, not a curated record. Gene Ontology annotation, biological process: nucleobase-containing compound metabolic process. NCBI's taxonomy places the organism in Eukaryota, Metazoa, Arthropoda, Arachnida, Sarcoptiformes, Pyroglyphidae.
UAUCUAGGACACGCACAUAAAGGACAAAUUGAGGUUUUUGUUUUCAUUAUUCGGAAGAAAAAAUUCAAUAUUUUCCGGAUAAAUUGAAAGAAAACAGAAACCGAAUUCUCGAUUCUAUUAUCUACCCAGACGACGGUGGUUGAUUUUUUGGUCUACUCAACUUUGGCAAUAUCAUUGAUAUGGCACCAACAACGCAAACAUCAACGACAUCUACAAAACCAAUCAUUAUUUUUGUUAUUGGUGGUCCUGGUUCAGGAAAAGGUACCAUUUGUGAACGAAUAAAAACAAAAUAUGGUUUCACACAUUUAUCAACCGGUGAUCUAUUACGUGAUGAAGUUGCAUCCGGCUCAUCAUUGGGUAAAGAAUUGAAUACGGUAAUGCAAUCCGGCAAAUUGGUAUCCAAUCAACAGGUAUUGACUCUGUUGAAAUCAGCUAUUGAAAAAAAUCUUUCCAAAUCCAAAGGAUUUCUAAUCGAUGGUUAUCCACGUGAAAUAAAUCAGGCCAUUGAAUUUGAAAAACAAAUUUCACCAUGCACAAUGGUCUUUUAUUUUCAUUGUUCAGAUCAAGUGAUGAUUGAACGAUUAAUAAAUCGUGGUAAAACAAGUGGCCGUGUUGAUGAUAAUGAAGAAACAAUUCGAAAACGUUUGCAAGUAUUUCAUGAAAAUUCUGAUCCAAUCCUGGAAUAUUUGAAAACAAAAUUGGCAAAAAUUGAUUCAAAUAAACCGGUGGAUACAGUAUUUGUUGCCGUUGAAAAUGUUUUGUCCAAAUUAAUUUAAUCUGAUGAUGAUGAUUUCUAUCCAAAAAGCUUCGGUAUUAAAUACUCAAAAAAACAACAACAUACACACGUGUGUGUUUGUUCAUUUAAAUUCAAAGUUAGAUUAAAAUUGUUGUUUUAUG